Molecule: messenger RNA, 4213 nt
Organism: Durio zibethinus
Lineage: Eukaryota; Viridiplantae; Streptophyta; Magnoliopsida; Malvales; Malvaceae
Source: RefSeq, a predicted model, not a curated record
UUUUAAAGCGAGAUGCUGUUUUGCUUCCAUGUCUCAACUUGACGAACAAAGAAAAACCUCAAUUUUGACACACACCAAAGCCAAAAGCAAAAACAAAAAUCAUAUUAGAAAUAGGAGGAAAUUUUUGGCUUAGCAAAAACAACAACAAGAAACGAAGCAAACAAAAACGCGGUUGGAAUUUUUGUUGAUUUCCAAAUAAAAGGAGCCGUUAGUGGAUGAAGGGAUUAUUGUUAUUAUUAUUAUAAUUAUUUUUCUUGACGGCGAUCGAUGAGGUACAUGUACUUGUUGGAUCUGAAACCCUGAAACUAAUUGGUUAUCUACUUCUUCUUAUUCUUCUUCUUCUUCCAAACACAGACAUCAUUCAAUAAAAAGGUUAGAUUUGCUGCUUCAGGCAACCAAGAUUGCACCUUUGCCUAUCAUAUCUCCAGUUCUUGGAAUCCCAACAACAAUAAUUGUUCUCCUUUUCCACUUAUCAAGCUGACUAUUUAGAUAAGUCUUGCUCCUCAUUUCUCACUACCUGCUAGCCUUUUAGCUCAGCCCAAUCCUUUUUUGUUUUCCCCUUUCCUGGGAUUCUAUUUUGUUCUAUAUGUCUAGCCAAAAAUUGAAAAAGAUAUAAAGUAGAUAGGGGAAAGAUUUAAUUUUGUGGACGCCCAGAUCUUUAUUACUAUUUUCUAGGUGGUUGAUAAUUAAUAUUUGGGUCGUUGUUUUGUUCUGACUUUCCCAGCGAGCCAAUAAAAAACCCAAAAUUCUUCUAAUUUCCUGUGUUUCUUGUUUGCCUUUCCCUUAUGUAUACAACUCCUCUCUAAGCUCUUACUUUCUUGGGUUUUACUUGAUUUCUUGGAGUGCACUCUGUAGAUUUUACUCACCUGCAAACAUGCAUGCUAGGCAUAGAAGUCCUGGGAAUGGAUAUAGGUCUAGUUCUACGGGAAUUGGGCUUGCUGCCUCCCGGAUAUCCCCUGAAACUUCGGGUAGAGGCCAUGGCUUUUAUAAUUCAGAGCACCGCAACUUCAAGCGUGGUUUAGGUCGUGGCCAGAGCCAUCUGAAAUCAUUUCAACUACAUCCACCAACACCACGCAAAGGCAGUGACAUAUUUAUGGAAGCAGGCCGUCUUGCUGCGGAAUAUUUGGUCUCUCAGGGAUUGUUACCCCCUAGUGUGCUACCUGCCAAAUGGCAGAAUGGUAGUUUAAAGAAGCAGAUGGGCGAUUAUCAGGAUUAUAUGUCACAAGAGGUUGAUAACUUGCACCUUCCCCUGGAUGGCCGAACAUCAGUCCUUGCUCGUCUGGGAAAUGCUACCUCUGAUUUGGGUUUAGACAGAAGGAGAUACCUUGAUGAUUAUAACUCGACAGGGUCAAGAAAUGUUUCUAAAGGAAGAAGGAAAGAGGGAUCUUAUCGAAGUUAUAGGUCCGAUUGGGGUCAAGAACAAGGGAGAAGCGGAUCAUGGUCAGAUAGAAUUAGGGCUUCUCCAUAUUUGGAGGUUGACGAGGAUAGUAUUUCUGGACAUCAUGAAGAGCCAUUAGCUGGUAAAGAUGUUGGUAAUGGAUUGCAGAAGCCUGUUUCAAGCGAGUUUGCACCAAAAAGUGAGGAAUUAGAUAACUCAGAAUUUGAUGAUAAGUACAAUCUACAGCAUGAAAUGGGUUCAAAGGCAAGUACUUUCGGUGCUGGGAAAGAUCUAAAGUUGGAGAGUGAUGGCGAACUCUUGAAUGGAUCUGAUGAUUCAACGAAUUUUAGCUCAGAGGUUGGAGAGCUGAAGGAUGGCAGAAAUAAUGUUGAAACUGAAGAGGAUGGUACAAUGAAGGAUUUAUCCUACCAUCAUUCUUCUACAGAGGAUGAUCCCUUGGUCAAGACUUGUGCAGAUUUACUAGCAAUGAGCAAAUUUGCCAAGGUGCCUACCAAAACACGUUCUUCCUUGACAUUGAAGAACUUAAAAGCUGACUCAGUUGCUACCAAUGAACAGGAAAGUGUUUCUGAUAUUGGAACUACAAAUGGUCCUCAAGUCUUACUUGAAGACAGUUCUCUGGGAGGUUCCUUUGGUGAUAUGCUACUAAAUAAAAGUCAGGAUCCAAAAUGCUCUGAUUCUGAAUAUUCUAAAGACUUGUCUUUUCAUUCUUUUGGGGAUGUGAGGUACUUGGAUCACAUUUAUGAUGUUGAGAAAGGUAAGUGUUCAAGGUCUCAGUCUUUCCCUAAUAGAGCCCUUUUGCUUGACAAUGAGCAUGAAUUAGUUCAGGGGAUGCCUGGUCUCCAAAGAUCCAGCCCUAUGGUUGUGGUUAAAGAGAGGGGCGGAAAGCGGGGUUUGGAGUUGAGUGAUUUGAGCAAGGGUGCCAAAAAGCCAAGAGAAUGGCUUCGGCCUGUGACUAACAAGGUUGAGCUCUUGCCCUUUUCUGAUUUUGGUGACGAGAAAGGACCUUCAGUAGAAGGGACAGCUUCACCUUCUGAGAAAGUCGGUGCGACUGUUGAUAAAGAGAUACAAGACAGUUUGGUCACUAAUUCUCAAUUCCCAGAUGGAGAUGGUGAAUCAAGUGUCAAUUAUGCACAAGAAAAGCAACUUCUUCCAAAUGCAUUCAAGAUCUGUGACCUUAAUCUGAUGGAAGCUUCUGAUAUAAAUGAAAAUCAUCAUAAUGAUCCAAUUAAUAUGUACUCCACUGCUUCAGAAACCAAAAAUGAAGCGGCAACAAUUGAUAGAGAUUUGUCAAUGAGAAAUUCCAACAACUCUGGCGGUGGCAAUAGGCAUACAAGCAACUGUAAGGAGAUUGAAGUAAUUGAUCUAAAGAAUGAUUCUACCCAAGAAGACAAGGGUGUUGAUAAUUUGGAAAGAAAGUGUGAAACAAUGUUUGUGAGCAUGAAUGGCGAUAUGACUGAUGUACCGGAUCAUUAUGAUGGGCUUACGAUUACAGAGUUCCUCAGAAAUUUUUCCAAUUGCCCUUCAGAGGAUAUCAAUCCUUACCCUCAACAAAAUGAAAACAUUAAUAGUCUGCAGAUCGAGGACAUCAAUCCUCUACAGAAUGGGAUGUGUCUUCAUAAUGGAGAGGGAACUCUUGGAGAUGACGACUCGAUAUACAUGUCCCUGGGAGAAAUACCAUUAAGCUUUUUGCCAGCGUGGCCGCAACCACCAGUGCAGGAGUAUGAAAAGCCCUUCUGAUUCUACAAUUGAUUUGUAAAGUAUCUUUCUUGUCCUUUUUUUCUUGAACUGAAGUGGGAUCUAGAAUGAUAUCAAGUAAUUACUUAAGGUCUCUGUAGGCAACAUAUGUUAGCAAUUUUUUGAUGAAGGAAUUUGAGGACAAUGCAGAUUGAGAUCAAUUUUGAGAGGGUUGUUAUAUAUGACUACGUGCCACUUGUCAGAGCCGUCUGUAACACAUUCUGAUGAGCUAUGAUGCAUUCAUGGCAAGUCCUACUAAGCUGUAAAGGGCAGUGAUAAUUAUAUGUUGAUUCAAUAUUCCGGGCUGUUUAGACGGGAAAAUUUUAUGGUUUUGGACUGUAGAGCUUGAGAGGUUAUUAGAUGCAUUAUGUGUAAUAAAUCAAUACACAAAAGAGAAAUAAUUUCGUAACAUACUGGAUAUGGUGUUAUGGAUGCCAUGCCGCAAUGACAUUUCGACCUUGGAUUUGUGCAUUACUUCUAAGCAAAGGAGUAUACAGACUGGAGUGACUGUUGAGUUGAGUUAAUGUUUUUGCUUGUUUUUUGUUGAGACUGUAAUUGCUGCUUUUUUCUUGUGCUCAAAAACCAGCUUUUUGAUUAGCAUACUUUCAGUAAUUGCAGUACGUAGCAGCUCUUCACAAGAUUUUCUGAUUGAAAAACUUAUUGAAACCACAACGUUAUCAUUAAAAAGAAGAAAGAAAACAGGAAAGGAAGAUUCAAAUUUUGGGCAUCAGAUACAUCAAGAAAACAAGGACAGGACCUUGAAAUACCAAGACAUCAAAGGCAGGACCUUACAUGCCUGUCCGUAAGAGCAGAUACUCAUACAAAGGGAUAUUCCAAUUUGAUGAGAUAUAUAGCAAAGACAGACUAGGCUUCUUUGGUUUCAAUUGGAGCAUCGGUCAAAGCUCACAACUUGACUGAUGUGCUGUUUGGCAUGUAAAGCUCAGUGGGUUUAGGGCUGUUUUCAGUGGCAAUAUUUCGCUCCCACUGUUGCCUUCUUUCUUUUUCUUUUUCUUUCUUUCUUUUUUUUUUCAAUCAUGCUCAUUCUAUUUCUUUUUAACCUUUAUGACUACAAUACAAAGA